AAAGUGUUUCCCUCCCCUUUGGCGAGCAUGUUGUCAUCAUCAUAUUCCUUUCUUUUCCUCCAAAGGCUGGUAAAUCAAAAACCACUCGUAGGCCCAGACGAGAAGAGGGGAACUACUACCUACGGUGAUGGAGACAGUGCUCGUGUCGAUCAUGGAGUGGUGAAGAAGAAGAAGAAGAAGAAGAAGAAGUGUAUACCACAACAUGGUGGUAGGGGAAGAUCGCACGUAGCUUGUGUUAUAUAAAGCAGCGGUAAAGGUUUGUGUUAUCUUUUGGGACUACUACUACUACUACUUCUGCCACAAACUCCAAGGUGUAUGUUUCUGUUUCUCAUCCCUUCUUCUUAUUAGCAAACUAAAAACCACAUCACACUACUACUACUACUACUACUACUUCUUCUACUUCCUAAUGUCCCUUGUUUGAACUCUUCUGGAAUCCGAUGAUGGCUUUCAUGUGCUAGCUAGCUAGGCCUUUUUUCAUUAUUAUUCUUUCAUUCUUUCCUGCAUAUAAUAACAACCUCACAUUCUUUUCUCAUUACAGUUCAUUAUUUCCCCCCACUUACAGAUUCAAUAUUCAUUAUAGGAAAACACUUCGAAUUUGUAAAGAUAAAAAACCGACGUUCGUUUGUUCAUUUUCUCCGUUUGUUAAAUUAAAAUUCAUCGGAUUCCUUUUUUUCUUGGACAUAAAAGAAUUCGUUAGAAAUUUUUCACACACUGCAUUUUCUUUUCUCUCUUUCUUGACAUACUCAUGCAAAAUUAAGUUUUUAGAAACAACACAAGGGAAGCAUUUUGUUGCAUAGUUAACUAUUACUAGAUAAAGAGAAAGGGGAAGGGAAAAAGAAGCAGCACAACACAUAGCAUUGGGGUGAGUGAAGAAGAAGCAAGCGGCGUUACAAAAACCAAAACCUCAGACGAUGUUGGCUGGGUGUUCUAGUUCGACAUUGUUGUCACCAAGGCACAGAUUGAGGAGCGAAGCACCAGCACAGUUUCAAGCCUGCCACUUCCAGCUACCUUCUUCCAUGAGCACGCAGAGAUUGGACCUGCCAUCAUGCACCACCGCCACCUUCACUCGCAACAACAAAGACCAUCAUCAUCAUCAGCCCCUAAGACCAGUGGGCCUCUCCGUGGAUCAGAAACACAUCGAAGCCAAGACCAGCACCUGUUCUCUCAAGCAACACAUUCGACUCCCACCUCUUGCCAUCACUGCAUCAGCAACACCAUUGGUGGAAGAGUCAUCCAUCAUCAACGACAACAACAACAAGAGUUUGAAGAAGAGGCUCGCGGCGGAACACCACGACGAUUCCUUCGCCAAGAGGAAAAAGAGUAGCAGUACUACUGAGUGUGAUUGGUUUCAGCCUGAUGUUGUUGAGACUACUACUUUAGGAGGGUUUAACAACAACAACACUUCACUUGUUUCUUUCUCCUCAGAGGAACAAGAGAGGGUUUGUUUUCUUCCUUCUGAAGUGGUGUCUCAUUCUGCACCUUUCCCUUUGAACCCCUGGCUGGAAUCAUGCGUAACAAAGAUCACAAAUUUCGGCGAGGGUAGCCACCGUCAUCCUCAUCAUCACCACCACCCCCACCACCACAACGACCAUGCCUCAGGCUCCGUCUCCAAUGCUUCCUCGGAGAGCCAAAGCCUGAGACUAAACGACAACGUUUCAGAACACGAAGUGGGAAACGGUUCAGGGAACCCUUACUACCAUCACCGCAAGGUGGAAGCAGGGGAAGAAGACGACCAUCACGGGUUCGAGCUCGUGAGCUUGCUCACCGGCUGCGUCGACGCAAUUGGAUCGAGAAACGUCACUGCAAUCAACCAUUUCAUAGCAAAAUUGGGUGAUCUUGCUUCCCCCAAAGGAACAACCUCGAUAAGCCGCAUUUGCGCUUACUUCACAGAAGCAUUAGCCAUCAGAGUCACGAGGCUCUGGCCUCACGUUUUUCACAUCGCCGCCGCCACCACUUCACGCGACAUGGUGGAGGACGAUGAAUCCGCCACAGCAUUAAGACUUCUCAACCAAGUAACCCCAAUUCCAAAGUUCCUUCAUUUCACAUCAAACGAGAUGCUGCUGAGGGCCUUUGAAGGCAAAGACAGGGUCCACAUAAUAGAUUUCGACAUCAAGCAAGGCCUUCAAUGGCCCAGCUUGUUCCAAAGCCUAGCUUCGAGGUCCAACCCUCCGAUCCACGUGAGGAUCACGGGGAUCGGAGAGUCCAAACAGGACCUCAACGAAACCGGAGAGAGACUCGCCGGUUUUGCUGAGGUCUUAAACCUCCCCUUCGAGUUCCACCCUGUGGUGGACAGACUCGAGGACGUGAGGCUGUGGAUGCUCCACGUGAAGGAGCACGAAACGGUGGCUGUGAACUGCGUUUCGCAGCUUCACAAGACACUCCACGACGGUAGCGGAGGAGCUUUAAGGGACUUCUUGGGUCUAAUCCGCAGCACGAAACCCAGCGUCGUCGUCGUGGCGGAACAAGAAGCGGAGCACAACCACACGAGAUUGGAGGCGAGGGUGUGCAACUCAUUGAAAUACUAUUCAGCAUUGUUUGAUUCCAUCGAGGAGAGUGGGCUUCCGAUAGAGAGUGCGGUGAGGGUGAAAAUAGAAGAGAUGUACGGUAAGGAGAUAAGGAACAUUAUUGCUUGCGAAGGAAGGGAGAGGGUGGAGAGGCACGAGAGUUUCGGGAAUUGGAGGAGGAUGAUGGUGGAGCAAGGAGGGUUCAGAUGCAUGAGUGUUACCGAAAGAGAAUUGAGCCAGAGCCAGAUGCUGUUGAAGAUGUAUUCUUGCGAGAGUUACAGUGUGAAGAAACAAGAGAAGGAAGGAGCAACAGGAGUUACUCUUAGUUGGUUGGAGCAACCUUUGUACACUGUCUCUGCUUGGGGUCCUGUUGAUGCUGCUGCGGGUACCUCGUCCUCGUUUUCUCAUCCAAGUUGAUUUGAUAUCUGAUUGGUGAUUCGUUGCUGCUGUGGAUUUUCUUUCUUUCUUUCUUCAGAGUAUGAUAUACAGACAGACACAAGAAAGGGUAGGGGUCAGGGGAGGAGAGUAUAAAGAGUAUUCUUUGUAGGUAGGGAAAAUUGUCAUUAUCAUUAUUAUUCUUUCAUUCUUUGUUGCAGAUAAGAUUUGCUAGCCCAAAGAUUAGUUGGUGCAAUUUGUAUCAAUACAGCAAUACUAUACUGCCUUAUGUUCUUAUUUUUAUUAUUUAAUAUAGUCCUGAUGAUGAUGAUCAUGUCUAGAUUUUAUUUCAUACAUUUUAUUCUUUGUUAUGUAAGCUGAAAUUCUUUCCCCGAGUCCUUGUGAUUGAAAUCAAUGAAUUCAGUGAUUUGUUGUGUCCC
Molecule: messenger RNA, 3319 nt
Organism: Glycine soja
Lineage: Eukaryota; Viridiplantae; Streptophyta; Magnoliopsida; Fabales; Fabaceae
Product: scarecrow-like protein 28
Exons: 2
Coding region: 912-2921 (669 amino acids)
Biological process (GO): regulation of DNA-templated transcription
Cellular component (GO): nucleus
Molecular function (GO): DNA-binding transcription factor activity; sequence-specific DNA binding
Source: RefSeq, a predicted model, not a curated record